GUCGAAUGUUGUGAUGUGAAUGUUGUGCUGUGUGUUAAGUGGGUGAAAGUUCACGCGCGGUGUGUCUCUGCAGUCACUCGAAUCAAACGAUCAAUAUUAUAGUCAACAUCACUAUGGCUCUCUUAAGAGGUGUGUUCAUAGUCUCUGCUAAGAGGACACCGUUUGGCACAUAUGGAGGUGUGCUGAGGGAUCACAGUGCUACAGAUCUGGCUGAACAUGCUGCUAAAGCUGCUCUUUCAGCUGGGAAUGUGGCACCAGAGCUGGUCAACAGUGUCAUUAUGGGAAACGUCAUGCAGAGUUCUGCAGAUGCCCCCUAUAUCGCACGGCACGUGGGUCUGCGGUGUGGCGUACCGAUACCAGUGCCAGCGCUGACUGUAAACCGUCUCUGUGGGUCAGGAUUCCAAUCUAUAAUCAGUGGAGCACAGGAGAUCUGCCUUAAAGAGUCAGAGGUCGUCCUGUGCGGAGGGUCAGAGAGCAUGAGUCAAGCUCCUUACGCUGUCAGGAACAUCCGCUUCGGAACCAAGUUCGGAGUUGAUUUGAAGCUGGAAGACACACUGUGGGCAGGACUGACAGAUCUACACGUCAAGAUCCCAAUGGGCAUCACAGCAGAAAACCUGGCAGAGAAAUACCAGAUCACACGUGAGGACUGUGACCAAUACGCCUAUAAGACACAACAGAGGUGGAAGGCAGCUAAUGAUGCUGGCUAUUACAGCGCUGAGAUUGCACCCAUCGAUGUGAAAGCCAAGAAAGGCAAAGUGGCCAUGACGCAAGAUGAACACCCCCGCCCACAGACCACACUGGAGCAGAUGGCAAAGCUCCCCACUGUCUUCAAGAAAGGUGGAACAGUCACUGCUGCCAAUGCUUCAGGUGUGUCUGAUGGGGCCGCCGCUGUGGUCAUAGCCAGUGAGUACGCUCUUAAAGCACACAACCUCAAACCAUUGGCUAGAAUUGUGGCCUAUCAUAGCUCAGGCUGUGAUCCGAGCAUCAUGGGAAUUGGGCCUGUACCUGCCAUCACAGAAGCGCUGAAGAAGGCUGGCCUUUCACUCAAAGACAUGGACCUGGUGGAGGUGAAUGAAGCGUUUGCACCUCAGUAUCUGGCAGUGGCGAAGGCUUUAGGGUUAGACCCUGAGAAGAGCAACGUUAAUGGAGGUGCCAUCGCCGUCGGACACCCGCUCGGAGCAUCUGGAUCGAGAAUCACUGGACACCUCGCUCAUGAGCUGAGGAGGCGAGGUGGAAAGUAUGCAGUUGGCUCAGCUUGCAUUGGUGGCGGUCAGGGCAUCGCCAUCAUCCUGGAAAACAUGAACUAAGACAAAAUAACACACACUUACUGAAUAAACACAAAAACAAGUCAUGCACCAGUGUAUACCAUCCCAAGUAAAAAAUAAAUCCUCAGGACAGAGAAAGUGGUAGAAAAAUAGACUCACAUACGGUUAAUUAUGCAACUAUAAAAUGUUUUAUAACAUGACUUGUUAAAGCGAGAUGAGAAUCUGAUGGAAAGUAACGUUGGUAUGUUCAGAUGUUGAUAAUGUAAUGUGCCUUGCUCUUCUUUUGCCUGUGAAAUAUUCACUCCACUGUGUCACAACACAAACUCUAUCGUAGUUAUGUUCUUUUGUAAAGAAUCUUGUCGGUAUAAAAUAUUGGCUUGACAUCUUGACUAGCGUGAGCCUUGAUUGUUCUUAUCAAUGAAUAAAAAGCUGUAAAACUUU
Paramisgurnus dabryanus is the source of this 1706-nucleotide messenger RNA. It is a transcript of the gene acaa2, whose product is annotated as acetyl-CoA acyltransferase 2. Lineage: Eukaryota; Metazoa; Chordata; Actinopteri; Cypriniformes; Cobitidae. The record is from RefSeq and is a predicted model, not a curated record. Gene Ontology annotation, biological process: fatty acid beta-oxidation. Gene Ontology annotation, cellular component: mitochondrion. Gene Ontology annotation, molecular function: acetyl-CoA C-acetyltransferase activity.